This is a messenger RNA of Panicum virgatum (switchgrass), 1164 nucleotides long. RefSeq lists its product as uncharacterized. The transcript is spliced from 7 exons. The record is from RefSeq and is a predicted model, not a curated record. Lineage: Eukaryota; Viridiplantae; Streptophyta; Magnoliopsida; Poales; Poaceae. Gene Ontology annotation, biological process: transposition. Bases 1 to 1164 code for a protein of 387 amino acids.
AUGGGAAUGGAACUGGACAAUGAAAGAAUUGAUAACGACAAUGCAGGGGAUGAGGUUCACAAUGUCAAGGACUUAGAAUUACUAGAACGAUUACGCUUAGGCAAUGACAGUGAUGAUGACAGCGUUCCUCCUAUAGAGAUCGAUGGAGAUUGUUCGGCGAUGGUGGGGCGCAGCAGAGGUCUGAUGAGGUCACUCACAGACCUGUUGGGCGGCAGAUCUACUGAGGCAGUUGUUCCAGGUGUUGCUCACAACCGCAUGGCCAAUGGCAUCUUGGGACUCCUCUGCAAGCGACACUACCCAGACGCCAUGGAUAUUGCUGGGGUACGUCAGCCAGCAUCUUCGUGGGAGCACUACAUCGCUGCACCGGAUGGACCAGAUGAGGAAGGCAGGGAUUUCUACAGAUGCGAGGAGGGAAUGAUGCCCAGUGCGAUGCAGGUGGCUAGCAAAGCAUGUUAUAAGUUGGUGGCCGAUAUGCUUUACGAGGCGCGCAUCCAGGCCGUCAUCGACUACAAGGCCAGGAUCGAAAAAGUGAUGAUCUACAAAGGACCUGCGAGAGACAUCAGACUCACCCGGGAACAAUACUUGCGGGUGCCUCCGUGGUGGAUUGCCAAUGAUUAUCCGUGCUGGGUAAUGAUAGUGGACCGGCGGUGCUCGCAAGAAUGGCUGGAGAUGCACGAGGCUGCCCGGCAGCGGCGUUUGCUGAUGCCAGGUGCACCGCACCAUCAGGGCAACCGUAACCUCAAGGCGUACGCGGCUAGAUAUUCGGCGUCACAUGGUGGUGUGCCUUGCACCCAAGUCCAGGCAUACUGUUUGGCCCACAAAGGAAAGGCGACGUCCGAUGUCACCUUUAACCCGCAGGAUCCGCCCGAAGCGUACAGCAACGCAAGCGUCGACAGCCGCCUCAGUGGGUACACCUCGAUGGCACAAGAAAUUCAUGGGCCGGAGUUUGAUGCGAUCAAUGAGCCCGUUGAUGGAGAAGUCGUCAUGAGGGCGGGAGGAGGCAAGAAGCAUGGACAGUACUGGUUUGGCGACAGCUUAGUCGACACGGCGACUACUCCCACUCUCUUACAGAUUCGAGCCAGGAGUACCAGCUCAAGCCCUACCAUACGCCCACGGCCAGACAGUACACAGACUCAGAUUGAGGCUGUCAAGGCCCAGAUGUAA